Molecule: messenger RNA, 4952 nt
Organism: Dicentrarchus labrax (European seabass)
Lineage: Eukaryota; Metazoa; Chordata; Actinopteri; Moronidae
Product: collagen alpha-1(XXVIII) chain
Exons: 36
Coding region: 271-3933 (1220 amino acids)
Molecular function (GO): serine-type endopeptidase inhibitor activity
Source: RefSeq, a predicted model, not a curated record
UGGCAUGAAUUGGAGUCUCAUGAGACCCACAAUACACUCUAAACCUUUGGCAACGCACUGCUGCUGCUGUCACUAUAAGGUGCCUACUUGACCCCCAGACUCUGAACAAAGAUCCAACAGAGGAGGAUUUGAGAUGCUCAGGACAUGGACUAACUCUGAAUGAAGAAUCUCUCCUUUUCCCUAUUUGCACUUUUUCUGAAUUUCUUCUCUGCCAGGAGAGCUUUACAGAGCUGAACAUAUUGGAGACCUAAGUCAGCAACAUUGGAAGUCAUGGUCCCGUCAGUGCACUGGCUCCUGCUACUGUGGGGAUUUCAAGGUCUUUUGGCACAGGACUAUGAAGAAGACUAUGAAGAAGAGGUGGUGACCACCAGGAGGAAGAGCAAACAAUUGCCAUCCAAUUCCAUACCACAAAAUGGCAAAGCACUCAUCGAUGAAGACUGCAGUUUGGAGUUGGCUUUUCUGAUCGACAGCUCAGAGAGCGCCAAGGACAACCAUGCCCAGGAGAAGCGAUUUGCCUCAGACGUGAUGGACCGGCUGCAGGGCCUCAGGCUGCAGACCGGUCAGGGGCUCAGCUCCCGUGCAGCCCUCCUUCAGUACAGCAGCCAUGUCAUCAUAGAGCAGACCUUCAAACAGUGGAGAAGCCCUGCCGACUUUAAGGCCAGAAUCGCUCCCAUCGUGUACAUCGGCCAUGGCACUUACACCACCUACGCCAUCACCAACCUUACCCGUAUUUACCUGGAGGAGUCGACUCCCAGCAGCAUCAAGGUUGCCGUUCUGCUGUUUGACGGAAUCUCACACCCCAGGAACCCAGAUAUAUUUUCAGCUGUGGCUGAUGCCAAGAACCAGGGCGUCCGCUUCUUCACCAUAGGCAUCACACCUGAAGCCAACGAGCCCACCAAUAAAGCUCAGCUGCGGCUAAUUGCUAGCUCCCCAGCCUCACGCUACCUUCACAACCUGCAGGAUAGAGGCAUUGUGGAUAAAGUCAUCAAGGAGAUUACGGCGCUGGCGGAUGAAGGGUGUCCUCUGGCCAAGAGCAAAUGUGCGUGUGAAAAGGGUGAGAGGGGACCCAGCGGCCCUGCUGGGAAGAAGGGUCGAUCUGGAGAAGAUGGAAGCCCUGGCCCAAAAGGACAGAAGGGCGAGGGUGGGCUGAGUGGACUUCCGGGUCGGGAAGGAUCCGAGGGAAAACCGGGAUACAAAGGAGAGAAGGGAGAGAGAGGGGAGUGUGGCACACCUGGAAUUAAGGGAGACAGAGGACCUGAAGGUACCGUUGGCCCAAGAGGAAAUCGUGGACUCCAGGGUCUCUCUGGUCCACCUGGCGAUAUCGGACCUGAAGGUUCAAUGGGUAAAAAAGGAGAAAGGGGACUUCCUGGGCCACCUGGAAUCCAAGGGGAAACAGGGAUUGGCCUUCAGGGACCCAAGGGUGAUGUCGGUUUCCAGGGGCAACCAGGGCCUCCCGGUCCUCAGGGAGUUGGCGAGCCUGGACCACCGGGGCCUCAAGGGCCACAGGGAGGCCAAGGAGAGAGAGGACUUAUAGGAGAAGGUCUGCCUGGGCCAAAGGGAGAGCGAGGCUUGGAGGGGCCACGGGGGCCCAGAGGACAGCCGGGCGCUGGAAUCAAAGGAGACAAGGGGGAUUUUGGCCCUCCAGGUCUUCCAGGGCCCCUCGGUCUCCCAGGAGUUGGCAUACAGGGCGAGAAGGGCAUGGAAGGACCAAGGGGGCCACCAGGGAGCAGGGGCCCACAAGGAGAGGGCAUGCCUGGUUCCAAGGGAGACCAAGGUUUGCCAGGCGAGGUUGGCGCCCCAGGAGAGAGAGGGGCUGGAGACCCUGGAGCUAAGGGUGAGCCAGGAUCGACAGGACUGUCUGGUUUGCCUGGCCUGCCAGGGGAGGACGGAGCUCCUGGACAGAAGGGUGAGCCAGGAGCUAUAGGUCUCAGGGGAACAGAGGGGGCACCUGGAAUUGGCACCCAGGGUGAAAAGGGUGACCAAGGCCAAAGAGGCAUAAGGGGCUUGACUGGUCCACCUGGAAUUGCUGGACCCUCAGGACCAAAGGGAGAACCAGGGGCACAAGGCAGGCUGGGCAUGCCUGGUCCACCAGGCCGUUUUGUCGCAGGGCCCAAGGGCGAUAUUGGCCCAAGUGGUCCUCCUGGUCCAAUUGGAGAGACUGGCUACGGACUUCCUGGUCCAAAGGGUGACCGCGGAGAUCGAGGCUCUGCAGGUCCAUUCGGUCCCAAAGGAGACGGCUAUCCCGGCCCCACGGGUCCUCCUGGUCUGCCUGGACUUCAAGGCGAACCCGGCCUUGAGGGAGUUGGCGUCCCUGGACCAAAGGGGGAUAUUGGUUUCCGUGGGUUGCCUGGUUUACCAGGACCUCCGGGCGAAGGCCUCCAAGGACCUCCGGGUAACACUGGGCGGCCUGGCCCUCCAGGGCCAACAGGGCCACAAGGUCAAGGAGUUCAAGGACCAAAGGGGGAGCAGGGAUCCCAGGGCGUGACAGGGCCAAGGGGGCUACCUGGAGAAGGCUUUCCUGGAGCUAAAGGGGACCGUGGCCUGGGGGGGGAGAGGGGGCUGAAGGGAAUCAAAGGAGAUUUGGGAGACCCCGGACUCUCGGGGCAACCUGGACGACCUGGUGUCAAAGGGGAGGCAGGCCUCACUAGAGAGGACAUCAUUCGAAUGAUCAAAGAGAUAUGUGGAUGUGGGAUUAAGUGUAAGGAGAGGCCUAUGGAGCUGGUGUUUGUCAUUGACAGCUCAGAGAGCGUGGGCCCAGAGAACUAUGAGAUCAUCAAGGACUUUGUAAACGCACUCGUGGACCGAGUCACAGUGGGCCGCAACGCCACCAGGAUUGGCCUGGUGCUGUACAGCCUGGAGGUGAAGCUGGUGUUCAACUUGGCCCGCUACGUCACCAAACAGGACAUUAAGCAGGCCAUCAGGAACAUCCCAUACAUGGGGGAGGGCACCUACACCGGCACAGCCAUCCGUAAGGCUACCCAGGAGGCCUUCUACAGUUCACGCCUGGGAGUCAGCAAGGUGGCGAUUGUGAUUACUGACGGGCAGACGGACAAGCGAGAGCCAGUGAAGCUGGAUAUAGCAGUACGAGAAGCACAUGCUGCCAAUAUUGAGAUGUUUGCUCUAGGGAUUGUGAACACCUCGGACCCAACGCAGGCUGAGUUCAUGAGAGAGCUGAAUCUUAUUGCCUCGGACCCAGAUGCUGAGCACAUGUUCCUCAUCGAUGAUUUCAACACCCUGCCAGCUCUGGAAUCCAAGUUGGUCAGCCAGUUCUGUGAGGACGAGAACGGAGCCCUGAUAUAUAACAAGAUAACUAACGGCUACAACGGCUAUGGAACCAACGGUAACAACGGCAACAGGAAUGGCAACAACGGGAACUAUGCCAUCGGUGGCUAUGGUUACCGUCCUGUGACUGAGCAACAAAUACACACCGGCACCAACACUGGCACCAGCACUCACAUCGACGGAGGCCAGAUAGAGACCACCCAGCAGGGCAGCAAAGGAUCCAGCACAGCACAUGGAGGAGGAGGACGGCAGAACGUGUUCACUGACACAACAAACUGGGGAACCGAGCGAGGGGACACAUUUAACCGCCAAACAGACAUCAGGCCAGACUCCUCCAGCACCCGAGGCUCCUCCUCAUCUUCAUCGUCUUCUUCUACACAUUUAUCCAUAUCAACCUCAGGUGUAUCUGUACAACUUGUGCCCACACAAAGGCCAGCUCUUCCCAAAGAGAUUGUACCACUGGACCCUCGCUGUGGCUUGGUUCUAGACCAGGGCACGUGUCGGGACUAUAACAUCCGCUGGUAUUACGACAAGCAGGCCAACGCCUGUGCCCAGUUCUGGUACGGCGGCUGUAAUGGCAACAAGAACCGCUUUGACACAGAGGACGAGUGCAAGAGGACGUGUGUGAUUGCAAGAUCAACAGGAGGCUGAGUGAAGGCAUCUGUCUUACAUCUGCUGUAGAUACUUCAAGGAGGGGCAGCUAAUACCAGCCAUUUUUCACAGGGUUAUGUUAAGUUUCUGCAUAAUUCUCAGGCAUAGACGUGUACACUGACACUCCCUUAUCUCCGUUUCAUUUCAGUUCCUGUCUUUGUGCCCCCUCCUGUAGCACUUAUUGUAAAAUGAUCCUCCUCUAAUUACAGUGAAAGAGAGCCUAGCUUUGAUAGAUACCUCCAUUGUUGUUGUUUGUUUUAUAUCAGCAUCUAACUCCAUCUACUCAGGAAUACAGAUAAUCACUCUCGCUGUGUGUGUCCAGCUCCCCGAUGAGUCCCACUCCCAUGGGACAUUUUUUUUCACACACAGUCGAUGAGUGCUGCAAAGAUUGUGAAAAAAUUGACUGCUUCGCUGAACAUGACCAGUCGUAAUUCUGGUGCCUUGUCAAUGUCUAAAAUAUAAAGCGCAGCAAUCAAUCAAUAUGCCAUAAAGACACAGUGUAGCUAUUCAUUUCUCUACUCAAAAAUCACUGUAGGGUAUAUUAGUGCAUAAUCACAAGAGCCAAUAACACACAACAGAAAUGAAGCCUCUCCACCACUUAUAUCACUAAAAUAUAAUAUUAGUUUGUUUUGUUUUUAUAUAAAAAUGACUGAUGCGCUGUAACUUUUAUGCAUUUGAAUGUGUUUUUGCUAGAUUUUCUGAAUGAAAAUGUGAUUAUUUGUGUUUACAUUGUUUUCUUCUUACCACGAACUUCAUUUGUUCAAGCAGUAAUCUUCCAACAUAACACUGAUGGACAGACACACAUAUACGCACUGCCCUCUACUGGGUAACACAUGCGGAUGUCUCUUAAAUUGGGACAGAAGAAGAUACUGUUUGAGCAGAAUUUGACUUCCAUUGUUGAGUAACUGGUCUGUCACUAUGUUACUCAGCUGUACUGACUCUAUAAAUCCAUAUUGUACUGUUUAUUACAUGGUCACCAUUUGAUGUCGAACAUUUUUAAUAAAUCUGAUCUAAAGUAA